AUGGGUGCCAGCUGUCAGGAUCAGAAGAAAGCGCUAGCUAUAUGCCUACAAAGAUCCCCUUGUGUCUUGAUCGAAAGGCACACUCCUAAGGAAUGCUUGACUGACCCGCUGUUGAAGAAAGAAUUACCUGAACUAUGCGCCGCUCAUUUCAGAGCAUUCAUGGAAUGCAAAACUGGAAUGUUUGACAUGAGAAAAAGAAUGAGAGGAAAUGCUCCGUUGUCCACAGGGAAGUAUGAUGAGACUUACGAGAAUCUCUCCUCCGGUAACUUUGAUGCACAUGAGGAGUUGAGGAAGUUGGAGGUUUUGAAUAGAAACUUGGCGAAACAAAGAGAAGCAAGAGAACAUCAAAAAAGUCUCGAGCAAGAAGAUUAG
This is a messenger RNA of Priceomyces carsonii, 372 nucleotides long. RefSeq lists its product as uncharacterized. The coding region runs from base 1 to 372 and encodes 123 amino acids. The record is from RefSeq and is a predicted model, not a curated record. Gene Ontology annotation, cellular component: mitochondrion. The transcript is spliced from 2 exons. NCBI's taxonomy places the organism in Eukaryota, Fungi, Ascomycota, Pichiomycetes, Serinales, Debaryomycetaceae. Gene Ontology annotation, biological process: mitochondrial respiratory chain complex IV assembly.